Geosmithia morbida is the source of this 702-nucleotide messenger RNA. Its product is annotated as protein-L-isoaspartate(D-aspartate) O-methyltransferase. The record is from RefSeq and is a predicted model, not a curated record. NCBI's taxonomy places the organism in Eukaryota, Fungi, Ascomycota, Sordariomycetes, Hypocreales, Bionectriaceae. Gene Ontology annotation, biological process: protein modification process. Gene Ontology annotation, cellular component: cytoplasm. Gene Ontology annotation, molecular function: protein-L-isoaspartate (D-aspartate) O-methyltransferase activity. Bases 1 to 702 code for a protein of 233 amino acids. The transcript is spliced from 3 exons.
AUGGCAUGGCGAUGUUCUGGCGCGACAAAUGCCGAGUUGGUGGAGAACAUGUUCCGUAAAGGUUUGAUAACCGAUGCGACUGUCAAACAGGCAUUUCUAGGGGUCGACAGAGCUCACUACGCACCCUCGCGACCAUACAACGACUCCCCCCAGUCCAUAGGCCACGCGGCCACCAUUUCGGCACCGCACAUGCACGCUUCUGCCGUGGAGAACGUCCUAUCCUACCUCGUCCCCCGGGAUGACGGCCAGUCUCGUCGCGUGCUAGACAUCGGUUCCGGCUCGGGCUACCUGACGCAUAUACUGGCCGAGUUGGCAGGCCCUACCGGUCUAGUAGUCGGGUUGGAACAUAUUCCCGAACUGCGGGAUCUGGGAAGGUCCAACAUGGCCAAGAGUGCUGAGGGACGAAGUCUGCUUGAUUCAGGACGAGUGAAGUUCCGUCUGGGUGAUGGGCGCAAGGGAUGGGUCGAAGGUGGGACCGCCGACUGGGAUGUUAUACAUGUUGGUGCCGCGGCCAAGGAGUUGCAUGCGCCGUUGUUGGAGCAGCUCAAAGCCCCGGGGUGUAUGUUUAUACCCAUUAACGAUGAUGAAUCUGGUGUUGACAAGUCUGCAUGGCGCAUCUCCAAGAACAAAUAUGGACAAGUCACUAAGAAAAAACUAUACGGGGUUAGAUAUGUUCCCCUUACAGAUGCACCGUCGAGGUAG